GCCGGAAGCUGCUGGCGGCUGGUGGGCGACCCGCACUCCCGGUGCGGCUCGGCGGUGCAGUGCGGCUCGGCGGUGCGCUGCCGGACCCUGGCCUAGUCGCGACCCGACCUCGACCCCAGCCCUGCCCGGCGGCCCUGUCCGCCUCCUGCCAGCAUUAUGGCGAGCCCAAGGACCAGGAAAGUUCUCAAAGAAGUCAGAGUGCAAGAUGAGAACAAUGUUUGUUUUGAGUGUGGUGCAUUCAACCCUCAGUGGGUCAGCGUGACCUACGGCAUCUGGAUCUGUCUGGAGUGCUCUGGGAAACACCGCGGGCUUGGGGUGCAUCUCAGCUUCGUGCGCUCUGUUACAAUGGACAAGUGGAAGGACAUGGAGCUCGAGAAGAUGAAGGCUGGUGGGAAUGCCAAGUUCCGAGAGUUCCUGGAGUCACAGGAGGAUUACGACCCGUGCUGGUCCCUGCAGGACAAGUACAACAGCAAAGCUGCAGCACUCUUCAGGGACAAGGUGGCCACUCUGGCUGAAGGCAGAGAAUGGUCUCUGGAGUCAUCGCCUGCCCAGAACUGGACCCCACCUCAGCCCAAGAUACUGGCAUCCACGGCCCACCGACCCUCUGGCCAGCCACAGAAUGUGACGGCUUCUGCUGACAAGGCUUUCGAAGACUGGCUGAAUGAUGACCUUGGCUCCUACCAAGGGGCCCAGGAGAACCGCUAUGUGGGGUUUGGGAACACGGUGCCACCUCAGAAGAGAGAAGAUGAUUUCCUUAACAACGCCAUGUCCUCCCUGUACUCGGGCUGGAGCAGUUUUACCACCGGAGCAAGCAAGUUUGCCUCUGCAGCUAAGGAAGGCGCUACAAAGUUUGGAUCCCAAGCAAGUCAAAAGUUUUGGGGUUACAAGCAGCAGCCAGAGCCGGCUUCAGAGUUGGGCCACAGCCUGAACGAGAAUGUCCUCAAGCCUGCACAGGAGAAGGUGAAGGAGGGAAGGAUUUUUGAGGAUGUGUCCAGUGGGGUCUCUCAUUUGGCGUCCAAGGUCCAGGGAGCCGGCAGUAAGGGAUGGCGGGAUGUCACCACCUUCUUCUCUGGAAAAACAGAUGAGCACUCAGACAGGCCCCCACGGCUCCCUGCUCAUAGGCAGAAGGCCACAUCCUCCUUUCCUCAUGUUCUCUUCGGUGUGUCAGGGGACCAUCUCAGUCCUCUCAGGCCCAUGGAGAGCCAGAGCUACCAGAACAGCAGUGGGGAUAAUUUCCAGAACAACACCAUUGACCAGAGCUUCUGGGAGACCUUCGGCAGCUCCGAGCCCUCCAAGGCCAAGUCCCCGAGCAGUGACAGCUGGACCUGCGCAGACGCCUCCACAGGAAGGAGGAGCUCGGACAGCUGGGAUGUGUGGGGCUCGGGCUCUGCGUCCAACAACAGGCACAGCAACAGCGACGGCUGGGAGAGCUGGGAGGGCGCGGGUGGGGAGGGCAGGGCCAAGGCCCCCAAGAAGGCGGCUGCGUCCGCGGCUGUGGACGAGGGCUGGGACAACCAGAACUGGUAGUGCCGGCUGUCCUGCCCGGCCCUGCAGGGUGGCUGCUGUGUUUGCACUCUGCCCUCAUCCAUUCCCCCUUCUGUUUGAUCCAAGCAAGAGCAGUGACUGCAGCACCAGGAUGGCAUCCCAGGCAGGACUUGAGGGGUGCCACCUCCAACCCCGGUCGAGCGCCUGGCAGCGCCCGGCCACACGGGAUGCCGAUCGCAGGCCAGGGGUCCCCCCAGCCUCUGGACUCCGUUCUUGGGACGGGAUGCCAUCGAAAGCAGGAGUCUGCUGCUGCCGGAGGUGGCCAGGCACAGGGCUCUCGGCAAUGCCAGACAUGUAUUUCUGUUGAAAUGUGUUUUUAACUUUCAAGAAGUGGGCUAGCUGUUUUUUUUUUCUUUUUGAAGAAGAUGCCUGAAGUCUUAAAGGUGGAGAUGCUGAAAGCAAUACCAGAGCUCGCACUGCCAUCGGACCCCUCCCCCAGCCCGUGUCUGUGGCAUAUGCUGUGAAACUCACCCCUCAAGCUCUAGCUUUCCUGGGGCGCCGUCCCGCCUCAGUUUCUCUGGAUGAGCCUCACAGCUCUGUGGCUCCGGCCUCUCCUGAUGCAGAGCUGACCUCAGCACUUGAACACUUCCCUUGCCGACACGGAAACGGGAACAGAGUGCCGGCAGCCUUGGUGUGGCCGCCCCUCUGUGCUGGUGCAGGGGCUGCUAGGGAGGGCAGACAGGAGAGCACAGGGCUCCUGGGCCACUUUGGGGGUCCAGGGUGGCUUCCCUGGAGCUGCGCGCCCAGCUGAAGGACACCGAGCAGUCUGGGCCUGCGAUGGCCAGGCCCUCCCUCAGCCUGAGCACUGCGAGGUCCUCCUACACCCACCUCAUCUCAGGCCUGGCCGUCGGGUCUCACUGACCACGUGGAGCCUCCCAGGCUCUGAACCUGUCACCCAUGUGAAGUGCAAGCCGUGUGGGCUCCCCGGACCGUGGGACACGUGUUCUGUGGGCACCAUGCCUGCGAUGCCAGCACCUUGGUCUGACUGCCCUUCCCCCAGGAUCUGAUGACUACGCUGCUAUGGCAUAGCUGGAGGGUGGGGGCCCUCUCCUGCACCACCUCUCUGUGCCCUCGGUUUGACCAGCAGUGCAUGCACCUGAA
Chinchilla lanigera (long-tailed chinchilla) is the source of this 2646-nucleotide messenger RNA. RefSeq names its product ADP-ribosylation factor GTPase activating protein 1 (gene Arfgap1). Bases 157 to 1527 code for a protein of 456 amino acids. Gene Ontology annotation, cellular component: Golgi membrane. The transcript is spliced from 15 exons. The record is from RefSeq and is a predicted model, not a curated record. Lineage: Eukaryota; Metazoa; Chordata; Mammalia; Rodentia; Chinchillidae. Gene Ontology annotation, molecular function: GTPase activator activity. Gene Ontology annotation, biological process: regulation of endocytosis; regulation of ARF protein signal transduction.